Molecule: messenger RNA, 3810 nt
Organism: Labrus mixtus (cuckoo wrasse)
Lineage: Eukaryota; Metazoa; Chordata; Actinopteri; Labriformes; Labridae
Gene: lonrf1
Product: LON peptidase N-terminal domain and ring finger 1, like
Exons: 12
Coding region: 108-2375 (755 amino acids)
Molecular function (GO): protein binding
Source: RefSeq, a predicted model, not a curated record
CGUAACGACCGGGUGUGUGUAUGAAAAAGUCACUUUGCUAUACUGUCAAUGACUGUGGUAGCUAUAGAAAUGCAUACACACGGCACCAGAAGACAGACUAAAAUCACAUGUUAAAUUCUUUUUACACUACGGACGCUACAAUGUCGCUCCAACAGGAAGCGGGUGACGCGCUGGAGGAGAGGAGCGCCUUCUUCAUCGGUGCCGACUCGGACAAUGUGUCGUUGGAAGAGGACCAUCACCAGCUUAUUCUACAGAAAGCUAACGCGCUGGCAUCUGAAAACUGCCUAAAAGAUGCCAUUGACUGGUUUACGUUGGCUAUGCGCUAUGGCCCCAUGGAACCGGAACAACUAAGCACUUUCGUGGACUGUAUCGUCCGCAACUUUAAGAGAAAAGCGGCUCGGCCGGACGCACUGUCGGGUCAGAAUCAGGACGCAGGGUCCGACUCCAGGGACGAGGUGUUCGACUGUCCCAGCUGUCGUAGCUUUUUAGGUGAACCCAUCACCCUAGCCUGUGGACAUUCGUAUUGUAAAAGGUGUUUACAGCGACGGCUGCUCUCUAAGUGUAAGCUGUGCAGGGAGACUGUGCGGGGAGAGGAGAAGGCGAAUGUAAUUCUUUGCGGACUUCUAGAAAAAUGGUUCCCUGACGAGCUGAGCAGGACGAAAACGAUAUGUGAAGUGGAAGGGCUUUGUAGAAAAAAGUGCUACAAAGAAGCUGUGUCGUUAGCAACCGAUGUCAUUCAGCGUGAUCCAGAGACGACAGCAUUGGCACGGCUAUCCCGAGCUGAGGCGUACAUGGCUCUGAAACAGUACCGCCUGGCUUUGGAGGACACGGAAUUCUGUCUCGAGUCCAGUUGUUCUACUGAAGCUAUGUUUAGGAAAGCUAUGGUUCUGCAUGAAAUGGGCCAAGUGGACGAGUCUCUUCAAGCCUUCCUCCAGUGCCUGGCUGUGGACGAGGACUUCCCCUGUGCGAAGAGACAAGUGGAAAAGAUCCUGUGUGACCUGCUCUGCCCUGAUGACGAGAGCGUCAAAGUCGGCGUACGGGAAACGACUCAAAACACAUCGCCUCGCUUGCGCAGUAAAACCCUUGUGUCCGAUGCCCAAACUCAACCGCUGAGCCCAGUCAAAAGACGACACCAACAGCAGGCCCGAGCCGCCUCAGCACAUCCUCCCCUGGACAACCAGGAGAAACGCUGGGAAAGUUUUGAUCGACACGGCCUGAGCAGAGCUCAUUCACUCAGAGUUCACGGCUCUGAUUGUGGUGAGGAGGGACUGAAGAGAGUUUGUUCUGCUCCUCAACUGGGCGACCAGGAGAAGGGGAGCCUGCUGAAGAGGAAGUUAUCAGCGUCAGACACAGAGCCCUGUUUAGUGGCUAGUGGAAGCAGCAAGCAUAAAAAACAAGGUGUGGCACACGGUUCAAAACAACAAACUGCCAAAGCUAAAACCUGUAGAAGUGUUCCUGAGGAGCUGCUGGACCCCAUUGACUUAGAGUGCUCGCUCUGCAUGAGGUUGUUUUAUGAGCCUGUAACGACACCAUGUGGCCACACAUUCUGUAAAAACUGUCUGGAACGCUGCUUAGACCACACCCCUCAGUGUCCCCUCUGCAAAGAGAGCCUGAAAGAGUAUCUCGCAUGUAGGAAGUACAAUGUGACGUCCAUCUUGGACACACUGAUCAAACAGUUUUGGAGUCAGCAGAGGGCAGAGAGGACUAAAUCGCAUCUGGAGGAGACAAAGGAGCUCUCAGAUCUUACGAAAAAUGUGCCUAUCUUUGUGUGUACCAUGGCUUACCCCACCGUGCCUUGCCCCCUGCAUGUCUUCGAGCCACGUUACCGCCUCAUGAUUCGCCGCUGCAUGGAAACAGGCACGCGGCAGUUUGGAAUGUGCAUAAAUGAUCCCCAGAAAGGGUUUGUAGAUUAUGGCUGCAUUCUGACCAUCAGGAGCGUUCAUUUCCUCCCCGAUGGACGCUCGGUCGUAGACACCAUCGGAGGAAAACGAUUUCGGGUCCUGUCGAGAGGAAUGAAGGAUGGUUACAGUACCGCUGACAUCGAGCAUUUAGAGGAUACAAGGGUGGAGGACGGCGAUGAGCUCGAGAGUCUUCAAGAGCUGCACGAUGAAGUGUAUGAACAAGCCCGUGUGUGGUUCCAGAACCUCAAGAUCCACUUCCACAACCAGAUCCUGCAGCACUUUGGACCAAUGCCUGAACGAGAGGCUGACAUCCAGGCGACUCCUAAUGGUCCAGCCUGCUGCUGGUGGCUGUUGGCCGUCCUACCGAUCGACCCGCGAUACCAGCUCUCUGUCCUCUCCAUGACCAGCCUCAAAGAACGCCUGGUGAAGAUCCAGCACAUCCUCACAUAUCUGCAAAGCAUCCCAAGCAACUAGAGCUUCCUUCUCCUCAUCGAACACAGACACCAUAUGGACUUAAAAAGAACUCACACUGAAUCAGCAUCUCAACAACCUUUUUCUUUGUUUUUAUUUUUUCUCAUCCUUUGACAUUUCUUAUGACUUACUACAAGACUCCUCGUUUAACAGGCUCCUUGUAUUAAGUCACAAGUCCAAGCAAAAACCCCCCUUGAGCUGUGGAUCAAUCCAGAGAUACUCCCUCUGACACACAUUGUUUUUGUUUUCUGACUGUUAACAAUUAUUUAAAAAAAAAAAACAAGACCAAUGUGACAGCAUCUUUUUUUCAACCACACUCGUUCAUAAUGCAGUACAUUUUCACAAGAACUUCCCUGAACAAUCCCGUUCAAGCGAGAGGAGCGGUGGAGGAGGACGACAGAGAGUAGAACAUGUAACAAUCACCUUUGAGUGUUCCUUAUUUAUAGAACUUUUCCGAGCUCAACUGAAAAGAAGAUAAGUCGUAAGAUAUCUUCUGAUAAUGCAGAGGGCAGAGACGAAAUCCGAAAUGCUGAAAGUCUAAAACGUGAUAGCCAGAAGUGGUUCAAAGGUACCAUAGGAGAAAAACUCAAGUGCAACUACAGGCUGGUUAAAGUAUUAAUUUAUCUCUUCCAAGCAACCAGUUUUUUUUCUUCUGACUUUUCCAUCAUGCUUUUCACGCACAACUUCCAUCGCUGCCUCAAAGUAGAGGCGAAGAACCUUCCUGCUGAAAGAAUGAGACCAUGUGUGCUUAUCCUCAGCGAUUUUUCGCCUGCUGCCAUUUCUUUCCCCUCUUAACAUCUGACCAGAGGAACUCUCAUGUCCAUGAAAUCACACACAGUUAACCUUAAGUUGGCUUCACAGGCUUCCAGACUUUUAGUUUGUUAAAAACUUUGGGGAUUUUGCAAAGAAGUAUUACGUGUGUCCUCUUUAAACCAAAAGAUUCAGCCUACCCAUUUAUUUAACUUAAAAUUAAUUUGUAAGUUAACGUUUUAUUUAUGCUUUUUAGACCAUGUGAUGUAUGAACAAUUCUAAAGGGGUCUUGCAAUAUUAUAACAAUUUGAAAGAAGUCAAAAACAGCAUGUUUUCCUCCAGUGAGUUGGCAUUCUUCUUCACUCAAAGCUGCUCAAUCUUCUCGGAGGAGAGGACGGUACCUGCAACUGCCUUAUAGCAUUUUGUAUGGAGAUUUGAAAAAAAAAAAACACAAUGCGUUGGUGUGGCUACCAUUCCUUUUUUGCCAUAGUAUGAAGUAUAUAUUUUUAAUGUGUGUGAUUUUUUUUUUUCUCUUAGUUUGAGACACCAUGUGUUCAUCCAUGUGUAUAUACCAUUUCUUUAAGGAAAGUCGAGUCAAAGCUCUUUUGUGUAAAUCAUCUGUAAAAAGGCUUUUCGGACAGAUGUUUUAAGUUAUCAAUUUAUCAAUAAAUGCACUCUUUUUUUUCAA